AUGGCGUCUCGCAAGUCCCUUAUCUAUGAUGCAAAUGCACUGGUGCGGCCAACAAGUCAAGUUCAUUCCAAUCGAGAAGGAAACGGUUUUUCUGACCUGGCCGCUUUCAAUGCUUCGGCUUCGUUCAGUCAUACUUUCCAGACUACUUCAUUCCAACCAGGCAAUGGGACCUAUAGACAAGAGGAAAUUACCCUGUCCUGUGAUGAGCCCAAAAAGUCAAAUGUCUCAUUUAAUCCUAUUCGCACCUUGCGUGCUUUACCUCCUCGAACAAAUCAGUCACUCCGGAACCCUCCGGAGCAGUUAUAUUACUUAUUUGGCUCCAAUACCGAGGAAAUGGGCGGAUCGGCGGAUACGACAGACCUGAAUUCAUCGAAGAAUGUUACAACUCUUAACCCAACGAUUUUGAAUCUUAGGUCUAGUUUUUCAGAGUUGUCAUUUCGUGAUGAAGAAUCUGUUGACAGGUACGAUUCAGGCAGAGAUUACGACGAGAUGAGUGACGCUUAUGAUAAAAUUGAUGACAUGAGAUGGAGAAAAGCAGACUUUUCCCAUCUGUCGGCCAGGCCUAUCUCGAGGGCCGAUUCGGAAGCAACGUAUCUGCUUGAUCUUGAUCAGGAGCAGAAUCCAAUACCUGACGCGAUGAAGGCAAACAAUAUGCGUCACAAUCGCAUCUCUGAACUG
Protopolystoma xenopodis is the source of this 678-nucleotide messenger RNA. The record is from the annotation of a GenBank genome assembly. NCBI's taxonomy places the organism in Eukaryota, Metazoa, Platyhelminthes, Monogenea, Polystomatidea, Polystomatidae.